Messenger RNA from Rhodofomes roseus, 2334 nucleotides. Its product is annotated as tRNA pseudouridine synthase D. Lineage: Eukaryota; Fungi; Basidiomycota; Agaricomycetes; Polyporales; Fomitopsidaceae. Gene Ontology annotation, cellular component: nucleus. Gene Ontology annotation, biological process: pseudouridine synthesis. The annotation marks the transcript as partial. Gene Ontology annotation, molecular function: RNA binding; pseudouridine synthase activity. The transcript has 9 exons. The record is from RefSeq and is a predicted model, not a curated record.
AUCCAGCGUAUCAUGGAGACUGACGUCGGGAUCUCGGAGUACAUUGGCCACGACGUCCCGAAGAUCGAGGGGAUUAUCAAACAACGAUUCACGGACUUCCUUGUAUAUGAGGUAGAUUUGGACAGCAACGUGAUUCAUCUCAAGUCGUUGGACAAGCCGGAAUCCUCUCCCAAAAAGAAAGACGAGGCCAAUGAUGGCGACGCUGUCAAUCCAGAAAGGACAACAAACACAGAUACAGCGGAAAUUCCUGCCGCAAAAGAAGAGACAAAAGAGGAGCCGGCAUUAGAAGAUGGUAAUGGGAAAGCCUCCGGGUCUGGCGACGCACAGGCCGAACCGUCUGGCUCGUCAAUUCCGCCGAAGGAGGGCGAGCCUUGGCCUGAGCGAUUCACGACCACACUGUCUCCCUUCCUCUCCGAAGACAUCAUAGCCCGUAUCAGAGGGCUAUUUUUGGAAGGAUCUGAACCACCUUUCCUCAGUGACAGCGGCUGGGGCGGACGCCAAACCAAGCUCGCUGAGGGUGGCGAGAAAGCCGACGAUCAAGAGGCGCCAGCAGUAGAAGAACCGCCGAUGGAAGAGCCUACUAGAGGUAAAGGACGACGCGGCAGAGGCGGGCGCGGAGGACGUGGAGGGAGAGGAGGAGGGAGAGGUGGUAGACCCGGCAAGAGAGAGGAUCAUCGCAAAGUGCUGACCGAUCCUAUCUCGUCCAAGGAAACGCGCACCGGGCUGCACAAAGCGAUACGAGAGUUGUUUGAGGGGAAACUGGACACUGAGACUGAUCUGAGCGCCCCUGCGGCCGACGAGGGCUCUCGGAUUGUGAUCAAGUGGUCGAAGAGUGGCGGUAGAGGCGGAGGGCGAGGUGGUGGAAGGUCGGACAGGCCCGAGAGAGGGAGUUACCCUUCAUACAUUCACUUCACCAUGCAGAAGACGAACCGCGAUACGCAAGACGCGCUCUCACAUCUCUCCCGUGUCUUGCACGUCAACGCCAAGGAUCUGUCUGUGGCCGGCACGAAGGACAAGCGCGGCGUGACAGUACAACGCGUCUCACUCCGCAGAGGAAACAAGACAGUAGAGGACGUGUGGACUAUGGCGAGCGGCAUCAACUCCACCCAGCGGCGGACACGAGAGGACGCGCUGACGAAGCGCGGCGACCGGGGCAUCAGGAUCGCCGACUUCAACUACCGGAAGGCGAGCCUGGAGCUGGGGAUGCUGAAGGGCAACGCGUUCGUCAUCACCCUGAGGAACGUGCAAGUCGACUCGAUGGAGACACUUGACAGGGCGAUGAACAUCAUGAAGACGAAGGGGUUCAUCAACUAUUACGGUAUGCAGCGCUUUGGUACCGCGUCUAUCCCGACACAUUCCAUCGGCCUCGCGCUCCUGAAGUCCGACUGGCACCGCGCCGUCAACCUCAUCCUGCGCAACCGACCGGGGGAGCACCCAGAUGUGGUCUCAGCGCGCAACGCCUGGCUCGUCGACGGUGACCUCGAGAGGGCCCUGCAAUGCAUGCCCCGUCGCGUCGUCGCCGAGCGCUGCAUCCUGGAGAGCUACAAGAAACAGGGCGGCGAGACGCGCAAUGCCAUGGGCGCGCUGUCUACGAUCCCCAAGAACCUCCGUCUGAUGUACGUCCAUGCGUAUCAAUCCUAUGUCUGGAACGCCAUCGUGUCUGAGCGUAUCAAGAUGCACGGCGCGGACAAGCCUGUGCCUGGAGACUUGGUGUUCGAGGUCGACCCCUCGGAGAAGCCGGACGAAGAGGAGCUUGAAGUGGGUGAGGCGGCCACGCAGGAGAAGGAAGAUGAAGAGGUAUCCACUGACAAGCGGCAGAAACGAGCCAGGAAGCCCUGGCAGCCGCCGAAAGUCAAGACACUGACAGCAGAAGACGUUGACAACUAUUCUAUCUUCGACGUGAUCAUGCCUUUACCAGGCAGAGAUGUUGCAUAUCCUGGAGGCGCUCUCGGGGAGCGUUACCGUGAGUUCCUUCGCAUGGACGGGCUGGAUCCGGAUGACUGGGAGCGCAAGCAGAGGGAGUACAGCCUGGGUGGCUCGUACCGUAAGAUCCUACACCUACCGAAGGAGCUCUCCUGGUCAGUCUUGCGGUACACUGACCCAGACGUCGCACUGGCACAAGCAGACGAAGACAAGCUCCUAGGCUUCGACCCACCGAUGGUCGUUGAGGACGGGAAGUUCAUGGCACUGCAAAUCAACUUGCAACUCGGAACGGCAGCUUAUGCCACCAUGGCUUUGCGCGAGGUCACCAAGACGGAAACGAGCUCACAUUACCAGUCAAGCUUGACGCUAGCCUCGGAAGACCAGAAGUACAAAACGGCGGUGGACGUCGCA